Molecule: messenger RNA, 3208 nt
Organism: Alosa alosa (allis shad)
Lineage: Eukaryota; Metazoa; Chordata; Actinopteri; Clupeiformes; Clupeidae
Gene: fam149b1
Product: family with sequence similarity 149 member B1
Exons: 16
Coding region: 609-2636 (675 amino acids)
Biological process (GO): protein localization to cilium; cilium assembly
Source: RefSeq, a predicted model, not a curated record
CACAAUGAACUACCUUUCCCAAUAAACAUUGCGCACAAAACAUUAGGUAUCCAUGACAGCCUUAUUAUUGUUGUAGCACUAGUUCUAGUCUACUAAUGUUGGUAGUGCUACAUCGUCAAUGCACUGAAAGAGUAAUGGAGCUGGAUAUGUAAUGUUGGGCCCCCUUAAUGUUAGUAGCCAUUACGCCCUGUGUCUACUUAUUGGGUUUGAUAUUUGUCAAGUUAAUAUGUCUUUGAAGUGGUGGUUCAUGUAGAAUUUAGCUAUCGUCAGAUAGAAUGCUAUGUAGCCAGCCCGAGAUUCCGAACGACUGCAACCAGCUAUGCUUAUGCUACCUAGCUAACGUUAGCUGCUAAGCCCGUGGUGGUGGUGGUAUAUUUGUAGCUUGCAGAGUAAGGUUAGCACUUGCAGCUUGCCUCUGGAGAGACAUCCGUCUAUCUUACAAGCCAGUGUUGUGAGUGUUGUCAGCAAGCGUAUUAGAACAGAGAUCCUGGAAAAAUGACAGAUCUCCGGGAAAGGAGGCGGCUGGCUUGGGGAGAAGUAACGUUAACGCUGUGGAGGAAAGAAGACCUGCAGGAGGUGAUGGGCCUGUAAACACAUCAUCGGGGAGAAUGAUUUCGCGAUACACUCGAAGGCCCGUUUCGCAUAAUUUACAGAUCCGAGGCUUGUCCCGGAGCAGUUUGGACCAUCACCCCCCACCUGAGGAAGCAGAGGACGAUGACUACCUCCCUCAGCCUCUGUUACAUGACCUGCAUGAGGCUGUUUCCACCUACAACAGCUCAUCUGAGACAUCUGUGGUGUCAGAGAGGUCGGACUGUCAGACGGUCACCACGGGUGAUACAACCCGGUCCUGGUCUGGGAUUCACAGCUACACUGGAACUGGCAUCUCAACAGAACGCAGCUCUGUCUUCUCAUGGGGUUAUGAUGAGUUUGAUAAGGCAGCCUCACGACAGGUGCAGCAGAUGUUUGAGGAGAUCGAUGAGCAGCUUUAUGAGGGGAGGGGCGGUGCUCAGCUCAGGGGCCUGCAGGAUGAAUGCCAGCAGUGGGCCUGUAGAUUCCCUCACCUACGGAUCUUGGGGAAACAGCUAGUCUGCCCUACGGAUGAUGGUUUCCAGUGGUAUGCCACAUGCGGAAAGGGAGCUGACUUUGGCCAACCAGCAAGUAAAGACAUCAAGGAGAAGCCAAGCAUGGAGUUGUGUGUACAGGGUCGGAAGGCUGUUCUGAGUAGGUCCUAUGUUGAAUUGGAGCCCUUCUCAGAGAGCCCAUCUGGUGGCCAGGGGGAUGAGCCUCCCAGAGUGAUUGAAGCGGAGGGUCUGAUGGAGGAGUACCUUGCCUUUGACUGCAGAGACCUAGACGAGGAGUGGGAGCGUGAGUGCACGGGCACUAGACGCAGGUACUGCUUGCCUCCGGUCUCCCCCUACUGCUGUCGGCGAGAGGCGGUGCUGGACCUGCUGUUUGACGACGUGUGGCGUGAGCUGGUUGGCUGGAUGGAGGGGCUGGUGCGCAGGCAUUGGGAGGGCUGUGUGUCAGAUGAUGAGAAGACUGCUGGAGCACUGAGUCCUGCACAGCCAGACCCCCAGAAUCCCUUUCUGCUCUUGACCACCCUCCCCACGGUGCUCCCGCGUCUGGGCCAGAGUCGCGUCCCGCAGCUCACGGCCAGUCUGCAGCCCCAGAGCACAAAGUCAAGGGGUUCAAAGCACAAGUCAAGACGGAAAUCCAAAAAGCUGAGAAAGCCAUCCACUUCCAGUCGGGUUCCAGUAGGAGCUGCUGUUACCCAUAGCAACCUGAAUGACCUCAUCAUGAUCCAUGGCAUUCCGCUCCAGCAGAGGAAUGUGGGGGCUCUGGACCGCGUUGCACAAGAAUGUGAGGAGCGGGUGUACCACAGGCCAGGCUCGAGUGUGAUGCCGUCGGGCAAACCCCGCGCCCGUCGCCCCCUGGAGCAGAGCUCCUCCUCCCUGUCCCGUCCACCACAGUCGGCCAGGCGACGCAACCCUCCCCCUCGGACCCUCGUGCCACUGGCCCCCGGCCUGAUGCAGUCCAGCGCCGCCAGCUCUAUGGACGAGGUCAUCCGCGGGACACGGCUGCCCACAGCCAGUGAUCGGCUCACCUCACCCCCAAUGCCACUCAGCAGAAACACACUCCUACCCCCCAUAGGCACUGGAGAGGGGGAGCACACCCACCCAGGAGUACACACGCGGCAUGCACAGAGACAGAGGGGUUCUUCUAGUCGAGCCCACAGUGCCGUCACUGAUGAAGCUGGCAGCAUGCCCCCAAGAGACAGACUGCACUUACUUGACAUCUUUUCUCGGCCCAACACCACACACACUUUCAGGUCGGAUACUCCGUACCGGCGUUCCUUCACAGUUCUGGACAACAGUGGGCAGCAGUGCCGUCCAGGCAGGGCAUCAGUUGGCACAGAUUCUCUUGGCAUUGGCGUGACAGGCAUCAGUCUAGGCAUAAGCAGCUCCUCCUUCCUGGACUCGUUUACCCAUCAUCCCCUGAGCCACUCCCCCAUUGAGGAUGAAGAGGAGCCAGAUACCCACCCCCUGCCCCCAGCACUUCUGGUCCCAGUUUCUGUCCCAGCACGUUCUCAUGGCCGAGGUGGUGUAGCAGCUCGAAGCAGCAGACCAGGACUUUAACACACACACACCGCUCCCUUCCCCCACUAACACCACCCUCAGCAUUGAGGGAGCGAGCCCCAUAAGGGCUGCCUCACAGUGGACAAGACACUUUAUACAGCAGCAGGUUUUUUGUAUAACCCUACGUUUAGGGGAUUUUAUUUAUUCCACAUGGUUAUUGUUUAUGUUUUUUAGAGUCCUAUUUUUGUACGUCAGACUUUUCAGCUUAACAUGGCUGCCAAAGACAGUAAACUGUCUAACAACAACCUCACCUCUCUAUAUGAAUGGACUGGGUGUGUGAAAUCUCCCAAUAUAUGGCACUUUGUUUUUUUUUAAUGUUGGUAUGUAUGGACUCAUGCCUUUGUCUACCCAUCAUUGUUCUAUGCAGGCAUCUCUUGCCUCAUCCAUGUCAGUGGGGAUAUGAAAAACAGCCUCUUGACACCCUUACGUUAUAGCUGCACCACGAAGUGUUAAGCAUCUUUGUCCUUUUUGAAAGUCAUCCAGACCUUUCAGUGUACAACAGCUAGCACAAAAACAUCAUUGGAAUUGCACUUAUUGAAAGACCUUACAGUAAAAAAAAAAAAAAAAAAAAA